GAAGAAGAAGAAGAAGAAAAAAGUGCGCUUGUUCUUUUAUAUUAUAAUUCGUUUGGGGAAAAAUAAAAUAUUUCAAUUAUUUACAAAAUUUAUGGUGAAAUAAAAGAUAAAAUUAUUAAUUUAUAAGAAAAGCUAUAAAUAUAAAAGAAAAUAUCUAAAAAACAACAAGAAAACAUGGCCCAAAAUGCACCACCUUCACAAGAUGUGCAGGAUAUACAAUUCAAAUUACAUGAUAAAUUCAGUAUAUUUUCCGAGGCAAAAGAUGUAAAAAGUUUGGUUAGUUUAUUGGCUGUUUCCUCCGCCAAAGGUCUACUGUUUGCCGGUAAUCCGCAUAGCAAUGAAUUGAAAGUUUUUAAAUUAAGAGAUAUAGUUGAUGCUAAGGCUUCUGGACAGGAACUAAAAGUUCGUGUAGUUAAUUUACCGGGUGAACCUAAGGUCUUAGCAUGCAGUUGUGAUGGUUCUAUGCUGGCGGUUAAUUAUGUUUUAAACAAUACCGGCUUUUUGCAAAUCUAUCAAGUGGAUAGUUUUGUUACUCCCACGCCAACUUCUAUGUAUAACAUGCCCGUUGCUCCAGAAAGUAAUGUUUUUGCUUUACAAAUGCUUUGGAAUCCGGUAAUACCCAAUAAUAUUGCUUUGAUUUUAACCGAUGGUUCGGUGGCCAUGUUUACUUUGAAUAAUGGUCAAUAUGAUAAAGUUACUUUGGGUAAAGAGCAUCAAGUUAAAGCUGGCUGUUGGUCCCCAAAAGGAAAACAAAUCGUAUUUGGUUUUGCCGAGGGUAAACUGCAACAAUUCAAACCCAAUUUACAGCCAGCUAGAGCCAUCCCUUGUCCGCCCGGCAUACAUCCGGGACCAUUUGAUUGUAUAGCGGUACAUUGGCUGUCUACAUUUCAAUUUGCCGCUAUUUUCCUGCAAAGGGGUCAGGAAAUGUGUCCCUCAUUGUUUAUAGUUAAUGCUCCUAAGGCUGGUCAGCCGUCUUAUAUCAAUUACUAUGAUGUUUGCUAUAGUGCUCCUGGGCCACGCAUACAGCAAUUAUCUUUUAACCACAUAGCCCCAUGGAAUCUUUUAUUGGUUACUUCUGCUAAUGGUGUGGAGGUGGGUGUAUUGGGAACUAAAGAUGCAGGCGAUAAUCCCAAUUGGAUACAGUAUACUUUACUGGAUGAGGCUCGUAUUGAAAUGCCUUUGACUGAGUCAAAAGAUGAAACUUAUCCCUUAGGUUUUGCCUACGAUACCGCCUCUUCUCAUCAAGUGCUUGUAGGAGAAAAGAAACUGCCCGUAAUGCCCAUGAUUCAUGUCUUAUCGACUCAUGGUCAUUUGGUUUCCUAUAAUUUCUUAAAUUUGGCUCCCAAUGCUGUAGAUGUUUGUUCACCACCUCCCCCUUUAAAUGAUAUAUCGGGACAGUUUGUAGAUUUGAAGCAAACAGUUGCUGUUGCAGCUAGCCAAGCAAGACCUCAGGGCGGUGAAAAUAAACCUCCAACUGCUGGUCAAGGUUUUGGUGAUAUGACCUUUUCUAUAGGUUCCAAUAUGGUCACCUCAACACCGGCUAUUAAAGAUAAGCCGGUGCCUUUAUUUGGCACACAACCAGCUGCGGCAAAACCAACAACAGGUUUUGGUUUCAACACAAAUGCUCCAACAGCUUCCUCUGCAACUACAGCACCAACCAACAAUAAGCCCUCAACAGGAUUUGGUUUUGGUUCAGCAACCACCACAACAACAUCUACAGCACAACCAUUUUCCCAACCUUUUGGUGGAGCCAUGACAACAGGAACACCUUUUGGUGGAUUUUCAGGAACAGGUUUUACUGCCAAACCUAAUGAAGCUCCCAAACAGCCGACUACACAAACCCAAACUUCCCAACUAGCCAAUCUUAAUAAAAAUCCUGAAGCCAACAAACCCUUGUACACAGUACCAGCCACAUUUACACCACCUAGUGUGCAGCAGACACAAAAUAACAUCAAAUCGGAACAGAAGACAAUACAACCCGCAGCAACUUCUAACAAAAUGAAUUUGAAUACCGGAGAAAUUGAUGAAGUGGUAAAACAAAUGAUAGUCAUACAAAUAGAAGCCUUUGAAAUGGAAUUCAAACAUAUACGACAACAGUCCAAGCAAUUAAUGGAAAAUAUUGGUUCUCCCGAUGAAAUUAAAUCGUAUAGUAAACAAUUAAAUGAUCUACAAGAAAUUCUUGAACAGGCCAAUGAUCAUGAAUUUGAACAGGAUGUACAAAGUUUAAGGCAUUCCAUGAAUGAAUCCUAUGCCAUGUUAGCUGAAUGUCGCACCAAAUUGGAUUUAUACAAUAAUCCCAACUUAACCCGUUUAUCCACCGUUUCCUCCACGGAUCCCACCAGUCGCCGCCAAUUGGCUAAAUUACAGGCCUAUGCUGCUUCAAAUCAAAAUCAGUUGUCUCAAUUGAAUCAGUUAAUUGAUGCUCAAUGGUCUCAAUAUCAAGAUGUUGUACGAAGAAAUUCCAAGAAUCAAAUGCAUAUUCCCUGUUUGGAUGGUAUUUAUCAGCGCAUGUCAAAGUUGAAGGAUAUGCUGGCUAGACAAAGAACUAAAAUGAAUUAUAUCAAGACUAAGCUAAAGCAGAAGGGCUUAAAUUAUAAGCCACCCAGUGAGGUGGAUGUUACUUCGGUGGCAGUGGGUGCUUUAACGAAAAAUCAAAGCACCAUGGAAUCUUUAGCCGAUUCCAUACUCUCCAUGAGCUUGUCGCAGGUGGUUUCUCAAACUCAAGCUAAACUGUCGGAAGACAAAUUAAAUGCCAUACGAAAUUUCACCAAAAGGCAACAACAAAUUGCCAUAAUCAAACCCAAACGGCCAGAUCGCAUAGGACUGAAAUCGGAAGUGAUUUUGGAAACUAAACUGGAAACUGAGCGUAAACAAAAGGAAAUGGUUAAAAAGCAGCAGCAGCAACAACAAAUGCAGCAACAAAUACAACAGCAACAACAAAUGCAACAGCAGCAAUAUAUGCAACAACAACAGCAGCAAUAUAUACAACAACAACAACAGCAGCAACAGUAUGCAGCUUAUAAACAACAAACAAACAUGCAAAAAGUUGUCGCCUCCAAACCCCAUGAACAACAAAACUAUCAAACACAAUUGCAGCAACAAUUGCUUAAACCACAAGCUACUAUAUCAACACCACAGCAGCAACAACCUCCACUUCUAGCCAAACCAACAGCCUCUAAACCAAACAUAGUAUCCUCACAGCCACCUACAUUCAUAACGCCCACUUCAUCCGCAGCGGCUACUUUAUCCUUUGGCGGCAAUAGUUCAUUUGUUAAAACAUCCAACUCUACAACAGCAACAAAAACAGAUGAAUCCAAUAAACCUAUAGCCACCUCUACAGCUUUUACCGGUUUUGGCAUGACCACCUCACAACAACAGACAUCUUUGAGUUUUAAUCAAACAAAACCCCUACUCAAUACAGCGGCCACAUCGAUGGCCAAUGAAAGUAAAGAAAAUCAACAGCCUACCAAUACGCCAAUUUCAUUUUCCGCCAAAGUUAUUGGCGGUAAUGAUGCUAAACCAUUUACAAAUUUGGGCAAUAAAACGACAACGCAAACUAAUGCUGUGCAGCCACCAGCACAAGGUUUUGCAGCUUCUACUUCUAGUGGGUUUUCAGCAUUUGCCAAUACAAAACCCUUAACACAAACCAGUAAUCAAACGAAAGAUGAUACUAAGAAGCUAGAAGAAACUCCCAAACAAUUUGGUUUUUCUACAGCUUCUUCAACAACAACAACAUCCACUUCUUCAAGCACAUCAAUAGCACCUCCUGCUGCUUUUGGUGGUUUUGGCGGCUCUACUAAACCAGCUACUACAGCAGCCCCAUUUUCCACAUCCCUCUUUGGUUCGAACAGCUCUACUAACACCUCUACACCUUUUGCGACUUUAUCUUCAUCUUCUUCAUUUUCUUUUAAUGCAAAUGUUUCUACAACAGCAGCAACACCUGCUUCAACUAAAGCUGUAACCACCACUACAAUUACAACUUCGUCAACGCCCGCCGCAACUGCUGUUACAGCUAAACCAGCUGAAAUAAAAACUCCUCAAAUUACUACUGCUUCUUCAGCUUCAAGCGCUCCAACGUCAAGUGCACCCGCCAGUUUUAGCUUCAUUAGCCCAGCAGCUGGCAACACUACGGUUACUUCUACCAAAUCCACUGCAGCACCUAACGUUACCAUAACCUCAACGGGCUUACCAGAACCUAAACCUGCUGCUACGGCAACACCAACUUCAAGUAGUACACCAACUCCCUCAGCAACAGCUGAUCCUACGGAUUCCCUCUUUGGUUCGCUUAACAUUUGCAAACCCACGGCUAAAGAAGCUGCAGGAGAUUCUGGCAAACCAGCUAAUAUAUUCUCUGGAUUUGCCGCUGCUACAUCGACAGCAUCAAGUGGAGCGUUUUCCUUUGUUUCGGCCAGUGGAGCUGGAGAUGGUGCGAAAUCGUUUUUGGGCUCAACCAGUACAACUGGAACAACUCCCAGUACAGGAUUUUCAUUUGUCUCAGCUGCCAGCGCUACGCCGGCAACAACAGCGAAUCUUUUUGGAAAACCAGCCACUGCAGAAACAACAGCGGCAGCUACCGGCACUACAACCACCACAACUUUGACUACAACAUCAACAGCGGUAUCUAGCACAGCAGCUGCUCCUUCUAACGCUGCCACAACAUCUUCAUUUACAUUUGCCGCAGCGGCGGCUCCGGCAGCAGCUUCCACUGCUGGUUCAUUGUUUGGCUCGCUUUCCCUGUCGUCUUCAACUGCUGUCUCCACGACCGCAGCCACUGCUACGACCACUUCGGCUCCAGCAGCUGGUAAUAUAUUUGGCGGAGGAUCUUCGGUGUUUGGACAAACUAGCACAGCUGCCACUACAAGUACCACAACUUCGAUAUUUGGAGGCGGUGCAGCAGCAGCAUCUUCAGCACCUUCGUUGUUUGGUUCCACAGCCCCGGCCACAACAACUGCCGCUACUCCUGGCUCAGGCUCCAUAUUUGGAGCCGCUGCAGCUGCUACACCACCGGCAGGUGGCAGUGUCUUUGGAGGCAUACCUAAACCGGACCAAUCCGUUUUUGGUGCCGCUAAUACCGCCGCCCAACCAGCUGGCACUGGUUUAUUUGCAGCAGCAGCUGCAGCAACUAAGCCUCCCGCAGCCACAGGCGGCAGUAUCUUUGGUGGUGGUUCUUCAACAGGAUUUGGUGGUUCAACAGCAGGUUCCAUAUUUGGUGGUGGCGGCAAUACAGCUGCCGCCAGUCCUUUUAGCUCUACAGCAUCAGCAAAUACAGCCGGUUCUAUAUUUGGAGCAGCAGCGGCAGCAACUAAACCUGCCGAAGGUGGUAGUAUCUUUGGUUCACCCACACAACAAUCGGCCUCUAGUGGCGGUUCAUUAUUUGGCAAAAGUACUUUUGGAGCAACAGCAGCACCACAAUCAGCUGGAGGUAUUUUUGGAGGUGCUGCUGCUCAAUCGCCCACCUCGGGAGGUUUUGGCGCAUCAGGAGGUUCCAUAUUUGGAGGAUCUGCUGCAGCUAAUACCUCAGCAUCGGGAGGUUCUAUAUUUGGACAAGCCGCUGCAGCAACGGCACCAGCUUUUGGAGCAUCACCAGGUUUUGGCUCCUUUUCGCAGCCAUCUUCGGCUCCCGCUUUUGGUUCACCCUCGGCAGGUGGUUUUGGUGCUCCAGCAGCCACAGGAUUCGGUUCGCCUCAACAGCAAGGUGCCUUUGCAAAACCAGUUUUCGGUGGUCCAGCUUCAUUUGGUAGUCCUCAACCAGCUUUUGGUGCCCAACCGACAUUCGGAGGAGCUCCAACAUUUGGCAGUCCCAAAGGUUUCGGCUCAUUUGCAGCAACAUCUCCAACAGCCACCGGUUUCGGUGCAGGUGCUCAAGCUUCUGCAGCGCCCAAGGGAAACAUUUUCGAAACAUUAGGCUCUCAAGACUCGGGUUUGUCUUUUGGAAAUUUGGCUCAUUCUACACAGGCUCAGCAACAGAAACCCGCUUUUGGAGGUUCUUCUUUCAUGAACUAUCGUUCUUAAAUGUUUGUAAAAAACGCCUUUAAGCGUUGUUCUUUAUUUUUUUUUAUAUAAUUUUUGUGUAAUUAUUUUUCUUUUUCUAAAUUUAUUGUUCUUUUGUAUCAAUAUUUUUUGUGUUUCAUUAUUUUUUUUCGCAACAGUUAAAUAAAAAUUAUUCUAAAAUUUGCUG
This is a messenger RNA of Lucilia sericata (common green bottle fly), 6178 nucleotides long. It is a transcript of the gene Nup214, whose product is annotated as nuclear pore complex protein Nup214. NCBI's taxonomy places the organism in Eukaryota, Metazoa, Arthropoda, Insecta, Diptera, Calliphoridae. The record is from RefSeq and is a predicted model, not a curated record. Gene Ontology annotation, cellular component: nuclear pore. Gene Ontology annotation, molecular function: protein binding; structural constituent of nuclear pore. Gene Ontology annotation, biological process: protein import into nucleus; RNA export from nucleus. The transcript has 9 exons. The coding region runs from base 175 to 6012 and encodes 1945 amino acids.